Molecule: messenger RNA, 1857 nt
Organism: Cephus cinctus (wheat stem sawfly)
Lineage: Eukaryota; Metazoa; Arthropoda; Insecta; Hymenoptera; Cephidae
Exons: 4
Coding region: 373-876 (167 amino acids)
Source: RefSeq, a predicted model, not a curated record
CUCUCGUGCUUGACUAGUCAGUCUUCUAUUAAACACUGGAUAGUUCACUUCUCGUUGCGUAUCAUGCGUUAGACGUAUCUCGACGUCAAGAUUCUCCCGUGAGAGACUUUCUCUCCUUUUCCCGUUUCUUCAAGCAACCCCUCUCUAUCUUUUUCUUUAAAAAUUCUAUUAUACAAGUUCGUACGCCUAUAUAGGUAUACUCGCGAACGUAUUUAUAAAUACGUAAAUUUACAUUUGAAGUACAAAAUAAAAUAAAUAUAUGUACACGUGUAUAGUAAAGCGAGUUUUGUGCUUUGAAAAAAAAAAGGAUAAAAAGAAUAAGAUCUGCGAGGUUAAUGAAGAUAGAGAUUAAUUAAUUAAAUCGGAAUCACAAUGCAUCGUGAUACUAAUAAUCAACAUGGGUGCAAGCUUAAUAAAAUGGUGUCCAAUACAAUAGUUGCACCGUCCUGCAAUUACUUAUGGGAUCAUCUGUGUCUUGAUCAAGUCGCUGGCAUGAUGGGCUCAAUAUACGAGGGUGGUCCUGAACCGGAACAAGAUUAUUUUCCAAAGAAAAAUCGAAUUCCAUCGUUACACAUGGAUAACCCAACGUUCGAGAAUGUCAACAAAGCCGAAGGCCGUUGUACGGCCGGGACUGAACUGUCGGAGGUGAAAGUCGGCGUGUCUACAGCGACGUCGACGGCAGCUACAUCCACGCCUGUAUUGUCACGAAGUAUACCUUGUGGGAAUGGCGGCUGCAAGGCCACCAGGAGUCACGGAGAAGCACGACCAGAAAGUCCCUGGCAUUUACUAAAAACGAUCUUCCUCGUCUCUGUAAUUGUCGCUUUGGUUAUAUGGGUGAUUGUCUAUACGUUACUGGCCCAGUACCGGAUCUUGUAACAGAAGUGCCCUGCAUAAUACUUUAAGGAGAAUGGGAGAACAAGACAUUCUAGAAGAAAAAAAAUCAAAAACGCUAAUAGAAACACAUUUUCUACUUCGUUCACAGCUACCUACGACGAUACUGAAAUGAUAUCUACGUCAACGAUCAUUCCACCGAGCUAAUUUUGCUCGCACAUUGUAUUCUCUACGGAAAAGAAAGAGGGAUUUGCGAAAACAAUAGCGUAUUAAUUUUUAAUUAAUUUUAACCUGAGGUAUAUUGUAUAUUUUUUUUUUCUGUGAACUGUUAUGCGUACUAAAUUGUUGAUUAGUGAAAGAAACUAUACGGUACAUCUUUUAUAUUUGAUUGUACGUCUAGCAUAGGUUUGACUUUUCUUUAUUUAUAAUUAAAAUUGUAAUUGAAAGUAUAGAAUGCACGAUCGAUUUAUUUUAGGAUAUUUUUCUUACUGUAACGAACUCGAGGUAUAAUUAUAUAUUUUGUACAAUACACUUAUUCUAUUUAUAAUUUAAUAGUGGUAACAGUGAUAUCACUGCGUGAUACAUGUCUAUACAGCUUUAUUAAAAUCAGAAAAAAAAGUACUUGUAACAGUUGCACAAAGCAAUGCAAAUUGUAUACGUAUUAUCCAUUACUAAAAAGUGACGCUGAAGUUGGUUAAGAAAGACUGACAAUCGUUCGAUCGAAAUUUUUUUAUCAACACCCUCGUUCUCGACGAACAGUCAAAGUCAUAAGUUUUCACACGUGUCAAGAGAUUUUCAGAGUUUUAGAAACUUGUACUUAUAAGACAUAUUUUUUGUACGAUAUCUUCAAAUUAUGGAUAUGUGGUUUGUUAUUGAAUAAAGGUAAUAUACAAAAAUUUCUUAUAACCAGAAGAAGACGAAACGUAUACAGUAUUCAUGAUUAGUCUGUAUUUCCAACUGUUACAACAAGGUUAUAUUGGCAGAAUAUUAUAUACAUUAUCCAAUAAAGCUAAAACGACAAAGUAA